UAUAAUAAAAUUGGUUUGCUUUGCACAAAAAUAAAGUUAUUAUAAAUUGUGAAGCGUUUCAUUUGUCUAUAAAAAAGAUGAAUGGUACUAAGAGAGUUUGUGUUGUAUCAAACUGUGGCAGUAGAUCUGGAAAAUUGGGAGAAAAUUUGUCCUUCCACAGACUCCCGAUUAACGCAGAAAGGAGGCAGAUUUGGGUUGAUUGUUUAAAUUUGCAUCCUCACGAAAUAAAACCUAAUGCUAUGGUAUGCAACCUCCAUUUCAGACCACAAGACAUAGUGAAGAAAAAAUUGAAGUACUUUGUAAACUCUAACGCCGUUCCAUUGAAAUGGGCCAAUGAUCACAGGAAUAUCCAUAGAAAUGAUGAAAAAGAUGAUUCUGUGAAUAGAAUUCUGGAUGAAAGUGAAAUCAAAAUUGAGUCUGAGCAAAUAAGCUACGCAAAUAAUUCUGAAAUUUACUUCAAGCCAAAAAUUGAAAAAGAAAUUGUACCUGACACAUCAGAAAUUCUUGAGGCAUUGAAAAGCAAGAGUGAGGAAAAUAUAAAAUUGCAAAGAACCAAUCAACAAUUAAGGAAGGAAAUCAAAUGUCUACGACUGAAAUUGCAAAGGAGAAACAAGAAAAUCAGUACUUUGAAAGCCAAGUUAAAGAAAGAUAAAUCGAAUAAAAAUGCAAAGACAAUUCCAUCUAGUCCAGAAUCUACCGAAUCCUCAACUGAAGAAUUUGUGGAAGUAAAUGAAUUGGAGGAGUUAGACGAGUCUAACGACAGUCUGAAUCUAGAUCUGCAUCAAGGGAUUGAUUCUACAUGAAGAAAGUAAUUUAUAGGAUACUGUUUAAAAAAAAACGCUUUCAUUUUUCAUAUUUUUCCGAGAUGUUACAAUUUUAUUUUUCAUCUGCAAUUCGAAUAUUAAAUUAUGGUAAAUUUUGAAAUUUUCCAUUAAAGUUUUACAGGUUUAA
This is a messenger RNA of Phlebotomus papatasi, 951 nucleotides long. RefSeq lists its product as uncharacterized. The record is from RefSeq and is a predicted model, not a curated record. Lineage: Eukaryota; Metazoa; Arthropoda; Insecta; Diptera; Psychodidae. The transcript is spliced from 4 exons. The coding region runs from base 78 to 803 and encodes 241 amino acids.